Trichechus manatus latirostris (Florida manatee) is the source of this 1159-nucleotide messenger RNA. RefSeq names its product clathrin light chain B (gene CLTB). The record is from RefSeq and is a predicted model, not a curated record. Gene Ontology annotation, biological process: intracellular protein transport; clathrin-dependent endocytosis. Gene Ontology annotation, molecular function: structural molecule activity; clathrin heavy chain binding. The transcript has 5 exons. The coding region runs from base 200 to 835 and encodes 211 amino acids. Gene Ontology annotation, cellular component: postsynaptic endocytic zone cytoplasmic component; clathrin coat of trans-Golgi network vesicle; clathrin coat of coated pit. Lineage: Eukaryota; Metazoa; Chordata; Mammalia; Sirenia; Trichechidae.
GCUCCUCCCUCAGCGGCGCCUGCAGCCGCAGUGACAGGCGAGCCGGCCCGGUAGCGGAGAGGAAGGGCGGCCGCCGCGCAGAGUCCGUCCCCGCUAAGGCCGGCUCCUGGGGCGGCUCGGGAGACAGUGUCGCCGCCGCCAGCGCAGCGCCGGGCCGAGCCGAGCGCCAGGCGGAGGCUGCAGCAGAGACGCGGGGAAAAUGGCUGAUGACUUUGGCUUCUUUUCGUCAUCGGAGAGUGGGGCCCCCGAGGCGGCCGAGGAGGACCCAGCGGCCGCCUUUCUGGCCCAGCAGGAGAGUGAGAUCGCGGGCAUCGAGAAUGACGAGGGCUUCGGGGCACCUGCUGGCGGCCAGGUGGCCCCCGCGCAGCUGGGACCCGCGAGCGGGGCUGGUUCUGAGGACAUGGGAACCACGGUCAAUGGAGAUGUGUUUCAGGAGGCCAAUGGGCCUGCGGACGCCUACGCUGCGAUCGCCCAGGCCGACAGGCUGACGCAAGAACCCGAGAGCAUCCGCAAAUGGAGAGAAGAGCAGAAGAAACGGCUGCAGGAGCUGGAUGCUGCUUCUAAAGUCAUGGAACAGGAGUGGCGGGAGAAGGCCAAAAAGGACCUAGAGGAGUGGAAUCAGCGCCAGAGCGAGCAAGUGGAGAAGAACAAGAUCAACAACCGGGCAUCUGAGGAGGCUUUUGUGAAGGAAUCCAAGGAGGAUACUCCAGGCACUGAGUGGGAGAAGGUGGCCCAGCUGUGUGACUUCAACCCCAAGAGCAGCAAGCAGUGCAAAGACGUGUCCCGCCUGCGCUCGGUGCUCAUGUCCCUGAAGCAGACACCGCUGUCCCGCUAGGUGCCUGCCUUUGGCAGCACGGCCACAAAGCAUGGGUGGGGCAGGGUGAAGGAAGGGCAGCUGCUUUGGGUGAUGGGGGGACACUGCCCCCAGCAGCUGCUACAUACAGCCUAUUCCGUUCCUCCCCAUCUCCCAGGGCUGGGAAGGGGACCCCUCACCCUUCACCCUCAUCCCCUCCUGGCGCUACGGCCCAGCCCAUCACACCUCCUGUCAGUCCACUCAGUUGUGACUGUCCCUCCUGAUGUAUUUUUUUCUUGGCUUAAACGGUGUGUUGUUAACUCUUUUUACACUUAUUUAUUAUCAUUCUCAUUUCUCUGGAAGCCA